Moneuplotes crassus is the source of this 946-nucleotide messenger RNA. Lineage: Eukaryota; Ciliophora; Spirotrichea; Euplotida; Euplotidae. The record is from the annotation of a GenBank genome assembly.
UGAACUCAAAAUCACAUCCAGGAAGAAUCUUAAGAGACCUAAUGGACUCUAAGAGCGUUAUGUGCCCAGGAGCUUUCAAUGGGCUCGUAGGCAGGAUUGUAGCCAGUCAGGGCUAUGAAUGUGCUUAUGUGUCAGGAGGAGCUGUCACUACAGCAUCUGGAGUUCCAGAUAUUGGCCUUCUUCCUAUAGAUGGAUUUACAAAGAUCAUAUCUGAAGUCUAUCACUCCUCUAUGCUUCCUAUUAUUGCUGAUGCUGAUACAGGAUUUGGAGAAGGAGAAAUGGUAGCCAGAACUGUCUGGGAAUACAACAAAGCUGGAGCUGCUGGUCUUCACAUCGAAGAUCAAGUAUUUCCAAAAAGGUGUGGUCAUCUUUCAGGAAAAACUCUUGUCCCAUCUGAAGAUUUUGUUUCAAAAGUCAAAAUUGCUGCUGAAGCGAGAGAUGAAUGUUCUGAAGGAGACUUUAUAAUCUGUGCUCGUACCGAUGCAAGAUCAGUGGAAGGAAUUGAAUCUACUAUUGAAAGAGCAAAGCUCUAUAUUGAUGCAGGAGCAGAUAUGAUAUUCCCAGAAGGUUUGGCUUCCUUGGAAGAAUUUGAACAAGUGGCCAAAGAGCUCAAAGAAUACUCUCCUAAAACUUACCUCUUGGCAAAUAUGACCGAGUUUGGUAAAACCCCUAUCAUCGACUUUGAAGAAUUUGGGAAAAUUGGAUAUGACAUCGUGAUUUACCCAGUAUCUACUCUCAGGAUUGCAAUGAAAGCAGUAGAAAGCUUCCUCUCUCUACUAAAAGAAGAUGGAAAUGUCAAUGCUAGUCUCGAAAACAUGCUUACAAGAGAUAGUCUCUACGAACUAUGCAACUACAAGCCUGGUAAAGAAUGGAUCUAUCCAAGCCCAACAAAAAAGAAGGAGGAAGAGCCAUAAUUUUAUUUAUCCUUUCAAUAUCUUAUCUAUCU